Molecule: messenger RNA, 3340 nt
Organism: Solea solea (common sole)
Lineage: Eukaryota; Metazoa; Chordata; Actinopteri; Pleuronectiformes; Soleidae
Product: gastrula zinc finger protein XlCGF57.1-like
Exons: 4
Coding region: 125-2395 (756 amino acids)
Biological process (GO): regulation of transcription by RNA polymerase II
Molecular function (GO): DNA-binding transcription factor activity; RNA polymerase II cis-regulatory region sequence-specific DNA binding
Source: RefSeq, a predicted model, not a curated record
AAGGAACCAGCGCGUCUAGCUUGGACUGUUAGCUCGCUCUGUUGACAGUAAAGUAGAAAGGCGGUGGUGGUUUUCUUUUUUAUGUAUCGCGGUUAAAUGUUCCAGUGUUUUUAACGAAGCAGCGAUGUCUUCGCGUCAGUUUUUGAGAGGUUUGAUAAACGAGCGACUAACUGCUGCCGCUGAAGAAAUAUUCACACACGUAGAAAAUAUAAUCGUCCAGUACGAGAAAGAGGUGGAUCGUCAGCGAGAACUGUUGGAGGUCGUUUGUCAACCUCAAGUCAAGUUACAGCGGAUAGAGCUUCCACAGCAGCGCGUCUAUAAUGAGGAUGAGGAGGAGGUUCUCUCUGAGCAGCAACUCUGUAACCAGCAGAGGCACUCCAGGCUGGACCAAGAGGAACCAGAGUCUCUACAGAUUAAAGAGGAAGAGGAGGAAAUAUGCACCAGUCAGGAGCAGCUUGAACUGAAGCAGGAGGCUGAUACCAUAAUGUUGACUCCUGAUGAUGAAGAAAGUGAUCACACGGAACCAGAACCUCCUCCUAUAUUUAAGAGCCAAGAUCAGACAGGAAGUAAACAUUUAGAGAGAACCAUCGUCGGGUACGAGGAAGAGGUGGAAAGAGGUGUUUGGAAACCUGACGUGAAGUCACAACAGAUAGAACUUCCACAGCAGCAGGUCUUCAUAGAGGAGGAGGAGGAAGAAGAGGAGGUUCUCACUGAGCAGCAGCUCUGGAACCAGGAGAGGAACUCUGGUCUGGAGUGUCUACAGAUUAAAGAGGAAGAGGAGUCUGGAAGUUUUACAGAGUGUCCACCGUGUCUUGUCUGUAAGGAGGACGAGGUUCUCAAUGACCAGAAGCUCUGGAACCAGGAGAGAAACUCCAGUCUGGACCAAGAGGAACCACAGAUUGAAGAGGAACAGGAAUCAAGUGAAAGAUUUAAUGAAUCUAAUCAACAAAUACAAGGACAUGAUCAUCAUUUAAAAUCUCACAUGAGAAGUGAUACGAGCGAGGAGCCGUAUUCCUGUGGGAUAUGUGACAAAUAUUUUGUGAGCAGAAGCAAUUUGACAGUCCACAUCAGAACUCACUCGGAUGAGAAGACGCACGUUUGCAAAACCUGUAAGAAAGGUUUUGGAAAGAAAAGUAACCUGUUGGCGCACAUAAGAACUCACACAGGCGAGAAGCCAUAUAUUUGCAACACCUGUAACAAAGGUUUUGCGCAGCAAAGUACCUUGUUGACCCAUGUGAAUUCCCAUGUGGGUGUGAAGCCGUACUCCUGCGACACCUGUGGGAAAAGAUUCAUUCAUCACAAAAGUUUGAGGUAUCACAUGUCGGUUCACACGGGUGAAACUCCAUAUGUUUGCAACAUCUGUCACAAAGGUUUCGCUCAGCCAAGUAACUUGUUGAUCCACAUGAGAACCCACACAGGUGAGAAGCCAUAUUUCUGCGAUAUGUGCGGUAAACAUUUCGCUCACAGUCAUCACUUGAAAUAUCACAUGACAACUCACUCGGAUGACAAGCCCUUUAUCUGCAGCACCUGCAUGAAAGGUUUUACACAGGAAAGGGCCUUAUUGGCACACAUGACAACUCACACAGGUGAGAGGCAACAUGUUUGUGACGCGUGUGGUAAACGUUUUGCGCACAGUCAUCAUUUGAAAGAUCACAUGAGAACUCACACAGGUGAAAAGCCGCAUACUUGCAACACCUGCAAGAAAAGUUUUGCGCAAAAAAAUGCCUUGUCGGUCCACAUGAGAACUCACACAGGCGAGAAGCCCUACAUUUGCAAAACCUGUAACAAAGGUUUCACCCAGCAAGGCACUCUGAUGGUCCACAUGAGAACCCACAUGGGUGAGAACCCACACAUUUGCAACACCUGUACAAAAGUUUUUCCACAGCGAAGUGCCCUGUUGGUCCACAUGAGAACCCACACAGAUGAGAAGCCAUAUGUUUGUGACAUAUGUGGUAAACAUUUUGCGUACAGUCGUCGUUUGAAAGAUCACAUGAGAACUCACACGGGUGAGAAGCCAUAUGCUUGCGACGUGUGUGGUAAACGUUUUACACACAGUCACCAUUUGAAAGACCACAUGAGAACUCACACGGGUGAGAAACCGCAUACUUGCAACACAUGCAAGAAAUGUUUUGCUCAAAAAAAUGCCUUGUUGGUCCACAUGAGAACUCACACAGGCGAGAAGCCCUACGUUUGCAACACCUGUAACAAAGGUUUCACCCAGCAAGGGACCCUGGUGGUCCACAUGAGAACCCACACAGGUGAGAACCGGCACAUUUGCAACACCUGUAAGAAAGUUUUUGUAAGCAAAAGUAAGUUGUUGAUGCACAUGCAAAUUCACAGCAAUGAUGCUCCCACAACACCUGAUGAAGAGCAAGUAAUUAUCAUUCAAGUUUGAGAAUUCACAUGACCAGUGCUGUACCCAGUCAAUAUUUUGUGGGUUUUGGUGUGUGUGUUUUUGGUUUGUUGUGUGUUGCAUUUACUAUCCAAGUGUAGCUUUGUUCGUUUCGGUACUAUACGGUACGUAUUGUUCUGCUUUUCUAUUAUUUCUGUAUUCUAGCACCAAAAUAAUCAACCCCAACUCUUCCAUUUUUCAGUACCCUUCCACAGAGUAUUGGUACAGUACGGCAUGGGUGGAGGUAGACCCACGACUGUCAGCUGAUUGGGCGACAGAAAAGUGUCACUCCCUUGAGACUGGUGUUCCUUCAACACCCGCGGUCCAUUCUCAUACAAAGCUUCACAUCUUUUUAAGACAAACGGCCACAAACUGAGCAGAAAAAACAAGCUGCUUGACAUUCUAAACUGUUAUCGCAUUAGAUUUGAUUGAUUUGAUGGCUGAUGCGGUCAUUGGGCACAGCACACAGCAUGUGGACCCAACGCGUCCACAUGCUGUGCAUGUGAAUUGCGCUAUCAACUUGCGGGCUGAAGCCCCACUCACCAAGCCAAGAAAACAUUUUGACAACAGAAGUAGUCACCAAGGAUAGUCAUCUGAGCCAUGACCUGGCGAUCCUCGAACCGGCUGACUCCCCAACUCCCCUGCCCGACAGGCCUUUCAACUGUGAGCCGCUCAAACCAGAUGUGUCUGAGUGAGCUGUAGCAUUUUUCUCUUCUGUGAUAGGAAUGUGUCCUAUUCCCUGCGUCCAGACUUGUACCGCCACCUGAUGAAGGACAAUGAGAGGGAUAGCGGACAGCGAGGGAGAUGAGCAGACACGUACAGCGUUUCUUUACUACAGAUGCAGAGGUUGAAGUUUCCUAGAUUAGACGACAAGGCAGUUAGUGGGAAAUAAUCUGGUAACUCCAAAAAGUGGAAAAUGCACAUUAAAACUCAUGUUAUGUAAAUAAU